UCCCGGCGGGCGGCGCUCAGUCACACGCCAGCGGACUGAAGGAGGGAGGCGGGAGCAUGGCUGGCAGGUCCCUGCGGGCGGCCCGGCAUCACCUUAGCCCGCUGCUCUCGUUGGGCGCUCAGCGGCCCAGCAGAGAUUGCCUGUGUGUCUUCAGCACUGCGGCUCAGCAGAGGAGUACGGGAGAUGAGUGUGGACCAGAGGAUCCCCGCGAUGAGCCGAGACAUCCCCUUUCUGAGCGAACUAUAGAGCUCAAAGCCAGCAAACUGGAAGAACAAGUCCGUGAUUUAACUGAGCGAUACCGGAAAGCCUUGGCGGAUUCGGAAAAUGUCCGGAGGAGAACACAGAAGUUUGUGGAAGAUGCCAAGCUGUUUGGGAUCCAGAGUUUCUGCAAGGACCUGGUGGAGGUAGCUGAUAUCUUGGAGAAGACUACGGAGAGCGCUGCAAGAGAAGCAGAGCCCAGUGACCCAAAACCAACCCUCAAGAAGAUCUAUGAAGGCCUCUUCCUCAUAGAGGCCAAGUUGCAAAGUGUAUUUGCCAAGCAUGGCCUUCAGAAGAUGAACCCCGUCGGUGGCAAAUAUGAUCCAUACGACCAUGAAAUAGUCUGCCAUGUGCCAGCAGAGGGAAUGCAGCCGGGCACAGUGGCACUAGUGACUCAGGAUGGCUAUAAACUCCACGGCCGCACUAUCAGACACGCACAUGUUGGUGUGGCAGUAGAGUCGCAGGAGUGAUGUGGUGGGUGCACCCAUUGGGAUCUGGGACCUUAAUGAGCUGAGGACUCGGUCACACAGUGGCGAUAGCAGCUGCAUGUCUUUUCUUUAUUUAUUAAGCUAGGUUUGUAUUGUACAUUGGCUUCUUCACAACAUGUGCAGUAAUCUUGGCUUUAAUUCCAAGAGGCUCAAUUAUUUAAUGUUACUUUUCUGAGUGUUUGUAAUACUGGGAAUCCUGCUAUUUAAGCAUGUGGCACUGCUACCCCCUUCUCUGUUGGAUUCAGGUCUCUAUUAAAACUUACACUGGGGGAGGAGGGAGUUGGGGAGAGAGACUCUGAGAGCCAGGAAUUUUCUGCCUUCUGAUCCCAGCUCUGACAUACUCUUUCUGUGGCUUUCGGCAAGUCACUUAGCCACUCUGCCUCAGUUUCCCUAUAUGUAAAAUAGGGAUAUAAUAAUACUUACUAACCACCUCACCAGGGUGUUGUGAGGAUUAAAUAAUAUUUGAGAUGCACCUUAGAGAUGAAGAGCUCUAGCUAAGUGCAAAGUAUUAUUAUGAGACUCUUGUGUGGUCUUUUAUUUUUUUUCCUGUUUUCCUUAGGCAGAAGGAGCUGUGAAAGCAUCUGCCAUUUUCAGCCAGACUCUUCUCAUCUCUCUUCAGAAAGCAAUUCUGAAUUAACAAAGCCUUAAUCAUCUUGUAUUUGAGUAUGGAUGAGGUUUAAAAAAAUAAUAAUAAUAAUAAUAAUCGCUGAAACGUGAUCAGAUUAAAGUUUGCUCACCAGCUAAGACUUCAGACCUGCAGAGCCGUCCUUAGGGGACAGUGAACCAGGGCAACCACUACCGGCCCUGCACUUUGGGGGACCACGUGGGCUGGCGUGAUUGGGCAGCGGGUGAACCACUGGCUGGGGGAGGGAGAGCCCUCCACCCAAGGGAGAGCCACGCUUGGCUGUUUGGGGAGGCACAGCCUCCCCUACCCGCUCCCAGCGUGGUCGGUCCCGGAAGUGAUGUCACUUCUGCCCCAGUCCCCGCACCUCCCUAGGGACGGCCCUGCAGACCUAUCCACUUCUCACUAAAGUUAAACAGUGGGAGUGACAUGAGGCAGGGGGAGCAGGAGCUAUUCUCAAGUCUCAGCCACCGAGCAAAGAUCUAGGCCUGUUCUCCAAACAAGAAGUAUUUUUAAGAGAAGGAAAAUCUAUCUCUAGAUCAUUUGUGCCGCAGCUUUCAAGCAUCAGAAACGGUUUACUCUUUAUUAGCCCCGAAAAGGGAAAUAUGAUCUCUUAUUUUGUCAAGCCACCAGCUAACUGAUACACAAUUAACACCGAUGACUUUCCCAACCCUAAUUCAGAGCCUAUUUCUGCCUGGCUGUGGAUAGACAUCAAAUUUAGGCUUUAUUUCAAUUUUUAGAUGGAAGGAGAGAAGUCUUAGCAAAAGCUCCAAGUGUCCUUGAAUCAGCUGCAGCAGCAAUUAUGAGCAAGUGAAGAGAAGCAGGGAUCCAAAUGCCCGUCGAGAUUGGGAGCUGGCCUGAAGGGUUCUACCUCAAGGCAGUCUGGCUGGUGCAGUCUGGCGAAAGAUCAUAGGGCAUGUGUAUCUCUGUUGCUGAACAUGUGUGAUGCCUUCAGCUAAACUGAAAGGGUGGGUAGACUCCUCAUCCCCAGCGUUACUGACUUACUAGAAGCUAAUGUCUAUCUCUGAGCUAAAUGGGAAUCCAACCCUCAUUUAAUGAACAGCAGGAGAAAUAAUGGAAGAGAAGGCCCCAAGCUAUCGGCUGCAUUAUAAAAGGCAAGGAGGGUGAACAGUUGUACUUUCAGGCGGUUCUUUCAGGAGUUCUUGCCUUCUCACUUGCUAUCAAACCUAUGGUCCUGCAGGUGGUUGGGCUCUGCUUCCAAAGACUUUUGUCUAGUGGGGUGCCAGUUCUGUCUCAGAGGAGGUAUUCCUUUUCCAUUCCUUUGCAGACAUGAGAUGCUGAAAAAGGCAGGAGAGGUACCCAUAGUCUUAUUGUGAUGGACCUCAAAAUUACAACCUCCCUCAAUUAGCAGCUACAAAUUAAGCCUUUCUUGGAAGAUUCCAUAAACGUAGAACAUUCAUCUGAGUGAGUUUCGUUC
Messenger RNA from Trachemys scripta elegans, 2806 nucleotides. It is a transcript of the gene GRPEL2, whose product is annotated as GrpE like 2, mitochondrial. The record is from RefSeq and is a predicted model, not a curated record. Gene Ontology annotation, biological process: protein folding; protein import into mitochondrial matrix. Bases 57 to 728 code for a protein of 223 amino acids. Gene Ontology annotation, cellular component: PAM complex, Tim23 associated import motor. The transcript is spliced from 4 exons. Gene Ontology annotation, molecular function: protein-folding chaperone binding; protein homodimerization activity; adenyl-nucleotide exchange factor activity. Lineage: Eukaryota; Metazoa; Chordata; Testudines; Emydidae.